AUGGUUCAGCUUAUCGCACUCGCUCUCAUAUCACUGGGCGCCUAUCUACUCAUUGUGAGAUAUUCUUUCGUCCCCAACUUAUUGGGUGAAAUUGCCUACAUAAACCAUUUUCUGUUGUUCGCGGUGGGCAUACUACUGAUAGCUACAUGCAUUGUUGGUUUUCUCGGGGCGGCAAACGGAGACUCAUGCCUUCUUCUCACAGUAAAAUGGCUAGCCGGACGCCUAAGGUACACGUUACAGGAAAGAUACUCGCGUGGAUACAAUGACGUUGACAGAGCAGUGGAUUUGGUACAACAAAAAUUCAAAUGCUGCGGCUCAAAAACUUACCAUGACUGGAAAUCAAGCGUGUUUCAAAAUAGCAGCAAAGAAGACGCGCUAGACCUCUUCGGUUAUGGUUUACGUGUUCCCGAUUCGUGCUACUUGUCUCCAACCGUGCGGUUUCGGAGUCUUUUGAACCCCAACCCGGAAGCCAAGAGACACCUACUCUACCUAAUGGCUCUGUGCAUUUCUUCAUGCCUCGUGAGUAGAGUGAACUCAAUAUGUUCACAUACUUCUGCGGCGAAGAAGCGAACCCAUGAGGGAUUCGCGGUCAACUGA
This is a messenger RNA of Echinostoma caproni, 597 nucleotides long. Lineage: Eukaryota; Metazoa; Platyhelminthes; Trematoda; Plagiorchiida; Echinostomatidae. The record is from the annotation of a GenBank genome assembly.